This is a messenger RNA of Vicia faba (fava bean), 390 nucleotides long. NCBI's taxonomy places the organism in Eukaryota, Viridiplantae, Streptophyta, Magnoliopsida, Fabales, Fabaceae. The record is from the annotation of a GenBank genome assembly.
AUGGAAGAUUUCGAAGCCUGCUCUGUGAUGGGAGGUGAGGCUGUUCAAGGAAGUAUCCUUGGGGAAGGCCGGGCAGUCAAGCGGGCUUCAGAGAGAUUGAGAUUCUAUUCUUCGGGAAGGGAAGUUGUUACGAAAGGUUCUCAGUCUUUCGACUUCCUCAUCCAUAUGAGGACCGCCGUGGAACAAAGUAACUGCUGGACCAAUGUGUUUGUGCCAAAUCAAAAGGCAAUGACAAUUGUCUCAGGAGCAAUCCCUUUCAGUUCAAAUUCCGAGCUUGUACAGGUAUACGGAAAUGGUCUGACCAAGAGGCAUCGAUCUGGAGUGGGUCUUGCAUUGCCGGAUGACAGGAGCCCUUCACCUCCACUCUUCAAUUAUAUCCAUACCAGGUGA